AUGGGCUUCACAAAACUUGAUGCCCCCCACUGGACCAGUGAACUGGCUUCGCCCCGUGCUUUGGACCUCGGGCCUCACUUCUCCUCCAGGGACCCCAAGUGCUCCUGCCCCACUGGCGGCUCCUGCAGCUGCGCUGGCUCCUGCACCUGCAAAGCCUGCAGAUGCACCUCCUGCAAGAAGAGCUGCUGCUCCUGCUGCCCCGUGGGCUGCGCCAAGUGUGCCCAGGGCUGCGUCUGCAAAGGGGCCUCGGACAAGUGCAGCUGCUUUGCCUGA
This is a messenger RNA of Balaenoptera ricei (Rice's whale), 273 nucleotides long. Its product is annotated as metallothionein-1E-like. The record is from RefSeq and is a predicted model, not a curated record. Gene Ontology annotation, molecular function: metal ion binding. Lineage: Eukaryota; Metazoa; Chordata; Mammalia; Artiodactyla; Balaenopteridae. The transcript is spliced from 2 exons. Bases 1 to 273 code for a protein of 90 amino acids.